Messenger RNA from Pangasianodon hypophthalmus (striped catfish), 1506 nucleotides. RefSeq names its product keratin, type I cytoskeletal 50 kDa. The coding region runs from base 77 to 1411 and encodes 444 amino acids. The transcript has 7 exons. Lineage: Eukaryota; Metazoa; Chordata; Actinopteri; Siluriformes; Pangasiidae. The record is from RefSeq and is a predicted model, not a curated record. Gene Ontology annotation, molecular function: structural molecule activity.
UCUUCAUCUCCUCACUCGCUCAUCACUUGAUUCCUCUCGUGCUUGUUGCUGAGUUAGACUCCACUGCACCGUCACCAUGGCAUCCAUUGUCUCCUCUCACACCAGCUUCUCCUCAGGAGGAUCCAGUGGUUCCCUGCGUUCCGUAGGUGGUGGCCGCGUGAGUAGUGGGAGAGCCCUGAGCGUUUACGGAGGCGCCGGUAGGUAUGGUGUACGUGUCUCAGGUGGCCCCGCGCUCCUCGGCUCUGCAGUUGGAGGUGGCUUCGCGGCAGGUGGUGGCUUUGGAGCAGGCAGCGGUUUUGGUGCAGGCUUUGGAGGAGCCGGGGGCGGUUUCAACCUCAGUGAUGCCGUUGAUGUCUCAGCCAGUGAGAAGCUGACGAUGCAGAACCUGAAUGAGCGUCUGGCCUCCUACCUGGAUAAGGUGCGCUCACUGGAGAAGGCCAACGCCGAUCUGGAGCUCAAGAUCCGUCAGUUCCUUGAGAGCAAGACCUCACCCAAGGCCCGAGACUACUCUGCUUACUUUGCCACCAUCAGUGACCUGCAGGACAAGAUCCAGAAUGCCACACGCAUCAAUGGAGGCAUUUACCUCAGCAUUGACAACGCCAAGCUCGCUGCUGAUGACUUCAGAGUCAAGUAUGAGAACGAGCUGGCCAUGAGGCAGUCGGUGGAGGCUGACAUCGCCGGGCUGAGGAGAGUCCUGGACGAGCUGACGUUGGCCAGAUCAGAUCUGGAGAUGCAGAUUGAGGGUCUGAAGGAGGAGCUGGUCUUCCUCAAGAAGAACCACGAAGAGGACCUCAUCGCUGCACGGUCUCAGAUGAGCGGUCAAGUCCACGUGGAAGUCGAUGCCAAACCACAGGAAGACCUCAACAAAGUUCUGGCUGAAAUCCGCGAGCACUAUGAAGCCGUCGCCGCUAAAAACCGCAGAGAUCUCGAAGCUUGGUUCCAGACCAAGAGCGAGGCGCUGAACAAAGAAGUCGCCGUCAGCACGGAAACGCUCCAGACCAACAGAUCGGAACUCACAGAGGUGAAGCGCACGCUGCAGGGGCUGGAGAUCGAGCUGCAGUCACAACUCAGCAUGAAAGCGUCGCUGGAACACACGCUAGCAGACACACAGGCACGCUACGCAUCCAUGCUAGCAGGCUACCAGCAGCAGGUGAUGAAUCUGGAGGAGCAGCUGGUGCAGCUUCGCGCUGAUCUGGAGCGUCAGGCUCAGGAGUAUCAGAUGCUGCUGGACAUCAAGACCAGACUGGAGCUGGAGAUCGCCGAGUACAGGAGACUGCUGGAUGGAGAAAGUGUCGGAAGCAGCUCCAGCUCCAGCAUCGCCACCAAGCGCCAUGUGGUGACGGUGGUGGAGGAGGUGGUGGACGGCAAAGUCGUCAGCUCCACUUCCAAAUCCGUCACAAAUAAACUGUAAGGAAACAUCGCGAAUGAGAAGAACACAAACAUCCUCCAAGAAACAUGAAUUAUGACAAUGCUAAAACAUCAAUAAAGUGUUCAGUCUUAAACAUG